Molecule: messenger RNA, 3759 nt
Organism: Oncorhynchus gorbuscha (pink salmon)
Lineage: Eukaryota; Metazoa; Chordata; Actinopteri; Salmoniformes; Salmonidae
Product: zinc finger protein 585A-like
Exons: 1
Biological process (GO): regulation of transcription by RNA polymerase II
Molecular function (GO): DNA-binding transcription factor activity, RNA polymerase II-specific; RNA polymerase II cis-regulatory region sequence-specific DNA binding
Source: RefSeq, a predicted model, not a curated record
CACCAACUGACUGUUUUUUCUGAUGUUCACACAGGAUACCAUGUUGAGACAUUCUCCACAUCCAGAGAGCAACAGCAGGAAGAUCAGAGAGCUAAGAGGUCUCAUCACUGCCCACAUUGUGAAGAGAUUUUCCCAUUUCUAUCAAAGCUAAAAAUACACCUAAAAAUACACACAGGAGAGAAGCCUUACUCCUGCGCUGACUGUGGAAAAUGCUUCAAAACAUCAACGGUGCUAAAACUUCAUCAGAGAACACACACAGGAGAGAAGCCUUUCUUCUGCCCUGACUGUGGAACUCGUUUCUCUCAACUUUCCUACUUAAAAUCACAUGAACGUCUCCAUACAGGGGAGAAGCCAUACUCCUGCUCUGACUGUGGAAAAUGUUUUAAAACAUUAGGUCAUAUAAAGGUUCACCAGAGAACACACACAGGAGAGAAGCCUUACGUCUGCUCUGACUGUGGAAAAUGCUUCACAACAUCAACUCAUCUAAAAGUUCAUCAGAGAACACACACAGGAGAGAAGCCUUAUUACUGCUCUGACUGUGGAAAACUUUUUAAAACAUCAAAUGAGCUAAAAGUUCACCAGAGAACACACACAGGAGAGAAGCCGUAUUACUGCUCUGACUGUGGAACUAGUUUCUCUAAAUUUUUCAACUUAAAAACACAUGAACUUAUACAUACAGGAGAGAAGCCUUUCCUCUGCUCUGACUGUGGGGCGAGUUUCUCUCAUCUGGGCACCUUAAAAACACACCAACGUAUACACACAGGAGAGAAGCCUUAUUCCUGCUCUGACUGUGGAAAACGUUUUAAAACAUCAAAUGAGCUAAAGGUUCAUCAGACAACACACACAGGAGAGAAGCCUUACGUCUGCCCUGACUGUGGAACUAGUUUCUCUCAGCUUUCCCACUUAAAAUCACAUGAACGUGUACAUACAGGGGAGAAGCCAUACUCCUGCUCUGUCUGUGGAAAAUGUUUUAAAACAUCAAAUGGGCUAAAAGUUCAUCAGAGAACACACACAGGAGAGAAGCCUUACGUCUGCUCUGACUGUGGAAAAUGCUUCACAACAUCAACUCAUCUAAAAGUUCAUCAGAGAACACACACAGGAGAGAAGCCUUAUUCCUGCACUGACUGUGGAAAACGUUUUAAAACAUCAAAUGAGCUAAAGGUUCAUCAGAAGACUCACACAGGAGAGAAGCCUUUCUUCUGCUCUGACUGUGGGGCGAGUUUCUCUCAACUUUCCCAUUUACAAUCACAUGAACGUAUACAUACAGGAGAGAAGCCUUUCUUCUGCUCUGACUGUGGGGCGAGUUUCUCUCAGCUGGGCACCUUAAAAACACACCAACGUAUACACACAGGAGAGAAGCCUUAUUCCUGCUCUGACUGUGGAAAAUGUUUUAAAACAUCAACUGAGCUAAAGGUUCACCAGAGAACACACACAGGAGAGAAGCCUUACGUCUGCUCUGACUGUGGAACUAGUUUCUCGCAACUUUCCAACUUAAAAUCACAUGAACGUAUACAUACAGGGGAGAAGCCAUACUCCUGCUCGGACUGUGGAAAAUGCUUCAAAACAUCAACUGAGCUAACAGUUCAUCAGAGGACAGACACAGGAGGAAGGCCUUAUUCCUGCUCUGACUGUGGAAAAAGUUUUAAAACAUCAAAUAAGCUUAAAGUUCACCAGAGAACACACACAGGAGAGAAGCCUUACGUCUGCUCUGACUGUGGAACUAGGUUCUCGCAACUUUCCAACUUAAGAUCACAUGAACGUAUACAUACAGGGGAGAAGCCAUACUCCUGCUCUGUCUGUGGAAAAUGCUUCAGAACAUCAACUAAGCUAAAAGUUCAUCGGAGAACACGUACAGGAGAAAAGCCUUACUCCUGUUCUGACCGUGGGGUGAGUUUCUCUUGACUGGAUACCUUAAACACACACCAACAUAUACAUAAAGGAGAGAAGCCAUACUCCUGCUCUGUUUGUGUAAAAUGCUUCAAAACAGUAACCGAGCUAAUAGUUCAUCAGAGAACACACGCAUGAGAGAAGCCUGCUUACGUCUGCUCUGACUUUUGGGCGAGUUUCUCUCACCAUAGCAACUUAACACACCAAUGUAAUCACACAGGAGAGAAGUCUUACUCCUGCUCUGUAGAAGGGUGGGCAGUGUAACACAAACUUCUAGUCAAAGGCUGCUGUGUUUAGAAUCUCAUCAAGGAGGACUGUAGCAUUUUAGCUAAUCAGCAACUUUGCAACUACUUACUACUUUUUAGCUAUUACUUAGCAUGUUAGCUUAGCAUGCAACUACUUAGUAUGUUAGCUAACCUUUCCCCUAAAACCAUUUAACCCCUCACCCAUAACCUAGCUAACGUUAGCAACAACAAAUUGGAAUUCGUAACAUAUCAUACAUAUUACUAGUUCGUAACAUAUUGUAUGAAUAGCAAUGCGUAAAAUAACGUAAGAAUUGUAAUUCGUAACAUACGAUACAUCCUAUAAGUCGUAUUAUACUGAACAAUUUAAACACAACAAUUUCAAAGAUGUAUAGUUCGUAUAAGGAAAGCAGUCAUUUUAAAUAAGAGGUCAUAAUCUAUGGAUUUCACAUGACUGGGCAGGGGCUCCACCAUGGGUGGGACUUGGGAGGGCAUCGGCCCACUUGGGAGCCAGGCCCAUUCAAUCGGCAUGAGUUUUUCCCCACAAAAGGUCUUGAUUACAGCCGAAAUACUACUCAGCCCCCUCCCAGACAAUCCUGCAGGUGAAGAGGUCCUGGGCUGCCGUGGUUACAUGUGAUCUGCAGUUGUGAGGCCGGUUGGAUGUACUGCCAAAUUCUCUAAAAGGACGUUAGAGGUGGCUUAUGGUGGAGAUAUACAUAUUGAAUUGUCUCCUGCAGUCAUCAUGUAAUUGCACAUUCCCUGAACUUGAGAUAUAUGUGACAUUGUGUUGUGUGGCCUUUUAUUGUCCCCCAGCACAAGGUGCACUUGUGUAAUGAUAAUGCUGUUUUAUCAGCAUCUUGAUAUGCCACACCUGUCAGGUGGAUGGAUUAUCUUGACAAAGGCUGAAAUGCUCACGAACAGGGAUAGUAACAAAGUUGUGCACAACAUUUGAGAGAAAUUAGCUUUUUCUGCACAUGGAACAUUGCUGGAAUGUUCAUUGCUGGAAUGUUCAGCUCAUGAAACCAACACUUUACGUGUUUAGUUUAUAUUUUAGUUCAGGUUACAUUGGUAGUCCAAUGUAAUAUAACCUAACAUACUAAAUGGAGUGGCACGGAUGUUUUUGUGAUACAUAAUACGUUUUGCUCUGAGACCAAGUUGUCCCUCUGUAGUAUUCUGUGGGAAGGAGCUAGUAGACACUUCAUUAAAAAAACAUUUUUUUUAACCUUUAUUUAACUAGGCUAGUCUGUUAAGAACAAAUUCUUAUUUACAAUGAUGGACUAGGAACAGUGGGUUAACUGCCUUGUUCAGAGGCAGAACAACAGAGUUUUACCUUGUCAGCUCGUGGACCUUUUGGUUACUGGCCCAAUGCUCUAACCACAAGUCUACCUUCCACCCCUAACAUGUAUCAGAUAGAGAUGGUGUGAUGAUCACUUUUCACCACUAGUUUGGGGGGAUUAUUUUACAACUUUAUUUAAUGAUACACAGUUUAUUAAAUUAAUCCAUGUGUUUAUUAAUUGUCUUUCAAACUAGAUGAGUUAUUUUAGUUACUGAUCAUGAAUGUGUUUGGAAAACUGCAUUGAAGCAAACUUUAUUGAUCUGCCAAUGAAAAAUAAAGUUACAUGAAUAUGUA